Molecule: messenger RNA, 2025 nt
Organism: Penaeus vannamei (Pacific white shrimp)
Lineage: Eukaryota; Metazoa; Arthropoda; Malacostraca; Decapoda; Penaeidae
Source: RefSeq, a predicted model, not a curated record
AUGAAGUUAGGCUGGGUAAUUAUAGGUGAAGUCUGCCUGGGGAAGCAUCACGCAACAAAGAAUGUGAAUGUAAGGAAAAUAUAUGUAAAUCCUGAUGGUCGUCCAUCAGUCUUGAAGCCUUGUCCAAGUUGUAUAUGUGUACAAGAAGACACAGGAUAUCACAGCGGUUUUACACCAUGGAAGGAAAAUGAUAUUGGUUCUACAGUGUUUCACCGAACCAAAAAUGAUGACGAACCUGGAAAAUCCACAGAAGACAAAAUGUUCUUGAAGUUAAUGGAGAAAGAAUUUGUCAAAGAACCAGCAGGUAACUGGAGUGCACCUUUACCUUUUAAGCCCUUAAAGAAAAGAUUACCGAACAAUAAAUCCAUGGCUGUGAGACGUGCCAAUAGCCUAGCCAAGAGUCUUCAGUUCAAUUCUGUUAAAAGAGAACAUUUCCUAGACUUUAUGAAAAAGCUUUUGGAAAGAGGUCAUGCUGAAAUAGCACCACCUUUGAAAGAAAAUGAAGAAUGUUGGUAUCUUCCAGUGUUUGGAGUGUAUCAUCCAAAGAAACCUAGUCGUAUCAGGUGUGUUUUUGACUCUGCUGCUAAGUUUAGAGGUACAUCAUUGAAUGAUGUGUUGAUGACAGGUCCUGACCUAAAUAAUUCUCUGUUGGGUGUACUUCUACGUGUUCAAAAGAAUAGAGUGAACCGUAUUCACAGGUCAACUAAGCCAGAGCAAUGGAAUUAUGUUCCUACAUCUGUGAAUCCAGCUGAUCGAGCAACUCGCUCUAUGGUGAAUGAUUUCUCGCGUCAUGAUCUUGCUCAAGAAACUCCACAGCUAGUUCAACCAGAAGAUGAUAAGGAAGUAAGGCCAGAUGCUCUGAGAUGUGCAUGUGCCAAAUCAUUUAAAGGUAGAGCUGAUAGAAGUGUAGAGUCUUUCAGAAAAGCUGAAAUAUUUGUGAUCAAAGCAGUUCAAAAGGAAACUUACAAAGAAGAAAUUAGACUUCUUGAAGCAAAAAUGCAUCUUCCAAAAUCUAGCUCGAUUAUGGCUCUCAACCCGUACUUAGAUGAAGAUGUACGUCACUAUCACCAAAGUGUUCGACACCAAGGACGUCAUCUUACAGAAGGAGCUGUUAGAUCUGGUGGAUAUUGGAUUACAGGCGUGAAACGGUUGAUCUCAUCAAUCUUACACUCCUGUGUCCAGUGUAGAAAGUUACGAGGUAAAGAAGAAGUCCAGUUGAUGAGUGAUCUACCAGCAGAUCGCUUAGAACAUACUCCACCCUUUACCAAUGUUGGAGUUGAUGCUUUUGGACCUUGGACUAUAACGACACGCAGAACUCGUGGUGGAUCAGCAAAUUCGAAACGGUGGGCUAUUUUGUUCACUUGUCUUACAACAAGAGCAAUACACAUUGAGUUGGUAGAAGAAAUGUCCUCUUCAGCUUUUAUUAAUGCACUUAAAAGAUUUGAAGCUUUCAGAGGUAAAGUUAAACUGUUUAGAUCUGACCGAGGAACCAACUUUGUUGGUGCAACUGAUAGCCUCAAGAUAGAUGCAGUAAAUGUGGAAGAAAAGAAGAUAGUAGACCAUCUGUACCAAACAGGCACUAAAUGGAUCUUCAACGCUCCCCAUUCAUCGCACAUGGGAGGUGUAUGGGAACGCCUCAUUCGAAUCUGCCGGAAGAUCUUAGAGUCAAUGCUAGCUGAAACUCCUUAUAAAACUUUGACGCAUGAAGUGUUAUCAACCUUCAUGGCAGAAGUAUGUGCCAUAGUGAACAAUCGACCAAUAGUAAACGUAUCAACUGAUCCAGAAAACCCUUUCAUCUUGUCACCUGCCACCAUUCUUACUCAGAAAGUUGGAAUAGACCAUGUAGAAGAUUCAGUAGGAGAAAUUGAUACAAAAGACCUUUUGAAAACAGAAUGGAAACGUGUUUCUGCCCUCUCAGAAAUAUUUUGGAAUCGUUGGAAAAAGAAUAUCUGCACACACUCCAAGAACGUAGAAAAUGGUGUUGUGCAAAACCUAGUCUCACUGAAGGUGAUGUUGUGUUAUUGA